ACGUUGACGUGUUCCAGAACGUUGCUGUGGUAGCGGCGGGCGCCAUGUUGGGAAAGACGGGAAGCGUUUAGGCGGCAGGUUCCGGUCGCUCAUUGUUGUUCUCCGAGCCGGGUUUGUUGUGGAAGUGUGCCGGCUUCCUCAUGCCCAGGAUCGGUGGGCGGCGGGAGGAGUGAGGUCACCAUGCCUUUUCCACUGACAAACCAGGGAACACAGCAACAAGCCCAGAAGAACUUUGGUAUCACCUCCCCAAUUAGCUUAGCAGCUCCCAAGGAAACAGAUUGCACCCUCACACAGAAACUCAUAGAGACAUUGAAACCGUUUGGUGUGUUUGAAGAAGAGGAGGAAUUACAGAGGAGAAUUUUAAUUUUGGGGAAACUGAACAAUUUGGUUAAAGAAUGGAUUCGGGAGAUCAGUGAGAUCAAGAAUCUACCACAGUCAGUAAUUGAGAAUGUUGGAGGCAAGAUAUUUACCUUUGGGUCAUACAGAUUGGGCGUCCAUACAAAAGGUGCUGAUAUUGAUGCCCUGUGUGUGGCGCCAAGACACGUCGACAGAAGCGACUUUUUUUCUUCCUUUUAUGAUAAAUUGAAGCUGCAAGAUGAAGUAAAGGACCUUCGCGCUGUGGAAGAAGCUUUUGUACCUGUGAUCAAGCUUUGUUUUGAUGGGAUAGAGAUUGAUAUUUUAUUUGCAAGACUUGCACUUCAGACAAUUCCUGAGGACCUAGACCUACGUGAUGAUAGCCUUCUGAAGAAUUUAGACAUAAGAUGUAUAAGGAGUCUUAAUGGUUGCAGAGUAACCGAUGAAAUCCUCCAUUUAGUACCGAACAUUGAUAACUUCAGGUUAACUUUGAGAGCAAUCAAACUAUGGGCCAAGCGCCACAACAUAUAUUCCAACAUCCUAGGAUUUCUUGGUGGUGUCUCCUGGGCUAUGCUGGUGGCAAGAACAUGCCAGUUGUAUCCAAAUGCAAUAGCAUCCACGCUUGUCCAUAAAUUUUUCCUGGUAUUUUCUAAAUGGGAAUGGCCAAAUCCAGUUUUGUUGAAGCAGCCAGAAGAAUGCAAUCUUAAUUUACCUGUGUGGGAUCCAAGGGUGAAUCCCAGUGAUAGAUACCACCUCAUGCCCAUCAUCACACCAGCCUACCCGCAGCAGAAUUCCACCUACAAUGUGUCUGUUUCCACACGAAUGGUUAUGGUAGAAGAAUUCAAGCAAGGACUGGCCAUCACGGAUGAGAUCUUGCUGGGUAAAGCAGAUUGGUCCAAACUUUUUGAUGCUCCAAACUUCUUUCAGAAAUACAAGCAUUAUAUAAUUCUCCUCGCGAGUGCUCCAACUGAAAAACAGCGUCUUGAAUGGGUGGGUUUAGUAGAGUCUAAAAUCCGUAUCCUUGUUGGAAGUCUAGAGAAGAAUGAAUUUAUCACACUAGCUCAUGUGAACCCUCAGUCAUUCCCGGCUCCUGGUGAAAACCCAGAAAAGGAAGAAUUCCAGACCAUGUGGGUUAUCGGAUUAGUGUUCAAAAAGAUGGAAAACGCAGAAAACCUCAGUGUGGACCUCACAUAUGACAUCCAGGCCUUCACAGACACUGUCUACAGGCAGGCAAUAAACAGCAAAAUGUUUGAAAUGGACAUGAAAAUUGCAGCAAUGCACGUGAAAAGGAAGCGACUGCAUCAGCUGCUCCCAACACAUGUAUUGCCGAAAAAGAAAAAGCAUUCAAUGGAAGGCGUUAAGCUAGUCUCUCUGAAUGACAACAGCUUGGACUUAUCCAUGGACAGUGACAACAGUAUGUCUGUGCCUUCUCCCACCAAUGCCACAAAGAGCAGUCCAUUGAAUGCCUCAGGAUUGUCUCAGGGCAGGCAAAGUCCAGUGGGACCGAUAAAUACUUCAGGCACCACCGCAGCUGAUGUUACUGCAUCACCGAGCAAUCCCUGCGAUACUUCAUGGGGCAACCUAAAUGAAAGCAUUCCUGCUGAUACUGCCAUGCAGCCAGCCAAUUCUUCAACACCAAAGCCUGUGGUGUCCAGAGUUGUGACCCCUACCCGUUUGGUGAACCAAGUCUCAAAGCCUUCAACAAACACAACAGCAAAGUUGCCCAGUCCUGUUUCGUCUGCUUCUGGUGUAAAGCGGCAUUCCUCGUCCCCAUUAGAUGAGAGUCCCAAGAAAACAAAACUCGAAGAGGAUGAACUUGAUGCCUGUGCUGCGACUGAGGCGAAGGACUCCCAAAAAGUUGAAAUGGAAGAUGUAAAGGAUCAAGAUGGUGAUGUGAAAUCCUCCUCCCCUGUUCCUGGAGCUCUGCCAUCUACUCAGCGAUCGUCCAGUACAGAUCUGUCUGAUAUCCCCGCGCUACCGGCUAACCCUAUCCCAGUUAUCAAGAAUUCUAUAAAACUAAGACUGAAUCGGUAAAAAUCCCCCACCCACCCCCAGUCUUAGUACCUCAGGGUCCAUAAACAGUCUCUCUGCCAGAUGAACAGUGGUCUCCUGGAAGUGCUGGAGAAGAGGACGUGAAGUGUGGUGUCACAAAAAAAAAUGGAGAAAAAAAAAAAAAAAACGAGUUUAGAUAAUUGUAUUGGCCUGUAAGCACCCUAUCUGGACUCCAGGUUAGUACGAUGACUAUAUAGCACCAGUAAGUGGUUGCCAUCUGUUCUAUAAUGAUUUACCCUAAAGGACUGAAAUCCUAGGAGAAAAAAAAAAAAAACACUCAGAUAUGACUGAUAACUGUAUCUGUACUCAAUGAUAGUUCAUGUAUCGCUCGCAAAAUUGACAAUACAACUGGCCUAAAAUCUCAGCAGACGCACUUUUAUGUUUUGUUCCUUUUAAUCGUAGUGAGGAACUUUUAGAUGGGUUUUUUUUAAUUGUCCUUUCGGUUUCAUUCAUGUGCUAGAAUUUUUUUGCAUGUUGGAUCCCAACACUGGACAUGUCUUUUUGAUGGAUUUACCCCUUCCUUUAAAACAAAAAAGAAAAAAAAAGGAAGUGAAACUUUGAUGUUUUUGUCUUACUAUCAUUAGGAUAUCAUUUGUGUGAGUUCUGAAGCUACAAGAGGGGCCGAUUGGAAGGGUUUUUUUUUUUGUUCCCUUCUUUGUCAUUUUGUUAAUACCGGUCAUAACAUUUAUUAUCUUUGUUCCCACCUCGCACAAACUCCUGGGGAGGCACGGGAUCCCAUCUAGAGCAGUAGAAGUGUGUGCCUUGUCACUCAACACAUACGGCCAAUGAGAAGCGGGAUUCCUUUGGUAACAUCAGGUUAUGUUUUUUUUUGUUUUUUUAGUCAUGCUGCAAAGUGCAGUAGUUGUUGAGCGAAGGUGGAAGCUAUAAAGUACAAAUCAACGUAACUUUUUUUUUUUUUUACCUUUCUUUCUGCUGUAAUUCAUUGAGAAUUUAAGCUGUGAUUUGUCCUCUAAGCUAUGUAAGGUACAGGAAGUAUAUGAAACAAGGGGUGUCUAUAGCACGGUCUCCAAAUCUGUGCCUCUCCAGCUGUUAAACAACUACAAUUACCAGUAUGGUAUCCUUGGAGUUGUAGUUUUACAACAGCUGAAGAGCCACAGGUUGGGAAACACCAGUCUGUAGCAAUGGGUUGGUUAAAGGGGUACUCCGGCCCUAAUAAAUCUUAUCCCCUAUCCAAAGGAUAAGGGGAUAAGACGUAUGAUCGCGGGGGUCCUUGCCACUGGGGACCACCACAAUCUGUCAUUGCGCACCCACCUUUGUGAGCUCUCCGCAGCGCUGGAGGCUCUGAUUGUGUAGCAUGACAACCACAGGGCAGGAGUAUAGGGGAAUAUUAGAAGUCUGAACCCAAAAUAAAGCUUUUGGUUUCUUUUUAAGGUAGACCGUGUGUGAUUUGCCAGCUCGGCUGGUGGCAUGCAGACUCCCAUGCGAUUUUUAGAUCGGAUGUUGACCUUCUCUGUACUCUGCAAUGUUUUUACUUUAAAGGCAUUGUCUAGGAUUAGAAAAGUCGAGUUUUUGUUUGUUUUUCUUUGUUUAUUUUUUUUUCUUUCGCUCAAACAGAAUAGCACCUCUCAUGGCUGUGUGGGGUAUUGCAGCUCAUCUCUAAGAAUGGUGCUGUUUCUGAAAAGAAAAAGAAAAGCAUAAACCUUUUUCUAAUCCUAGAAAACUUAUUAUCUUUUUACCAAGGCUGGCAUAGGUGUAUGUUAUUUUUUUUCUUCUUUUUUUAGCCUGUGCAAUAACUAUGACCUUUCCCUCCUUCCUCCCGCUCGUAGUACAUUUAGAUGUUCACUCUGUAGUUUUAAGGCACACAUGACAGAACAGGCAAAUGUGUAUUCCAUGUAGUUAUGCCAGACACAAGGGUAUAAUAGUCAUUUGUUUACACACCAGGAUAAGGUUCCCCACAGCAGCUUUAUAGAAACCUAAGAUGUUAUAUAUUUUUAUUUCUGUAUCCCCCCCCCUCCCCCACCUUCGGACAACGUUGGCCUUUUUUUUGCCCACCUUCUGUGUUGUAACUUUUAAUUCUAGUUUCCACAUCCUGAAGAUCAGACUGUUGCUUCCGCAUGAUGUAUGUAACGUCUUAUGACUGGAGUUUGCUUUGUUUUAUAGUACCCGUUCUCCUUGUAUUUUUCAAAAGCUAUUUUGUAAACAGAUGACGUAUUUCUCAAUUGAAAAAAAAAAACAAACAAAAAAACACAAAAACAAAAAAAUAAAUAAAAACCGCACAACCCCAUGGAGCUGUA
This is a messenger RNA of Hyla sarda, 4661 nucleotides long. RefSeq names its product poly(A) polymerase alpha (gene PAPOLA). Gene Ontology annotation, cellular component: nucleus. The coding region runs from base 181 to 2388 and encodes 735 amino acids. Gene Ontology annotation, molecular function: RNA binding; poly(A) RNA polymerase activity. The record is from RefSeq and is a predicted model, not a curated record. The transcript is spliced from 22 exons. Lineage: Eukaryota; Metazoa; Chordata; Amphibia; Anura; Hylidae.